GCGCCAGUGGACAAUUGGAGCUUUUUUAGCUCCCUUUAGGGUUUAGAGGGAGGAGGCGAUGGCGAUGGCGAUGGCGGGGUAGCGCGCCGAGAGAAAAGGUACCGGAAAUUCGACGCAGAGCUAUGGAUGCAUUCCCGCAAUCUCAUCAUCUCGCGGGAGCCUACGCGAAUUCUUCCAGAGCUGCUCCAUCCAGCUAUUUCGCGCCGCCGAUGACGAUUCCGGCCGAGCCCUACGCGGGUAAUCUCCCCGCGUCGCUGCCUUUGAAUUCCCAGCACCUCUCCGCCCUCAAGCAAGAGGCCGAAUUGGAGGCCUUGCUAAGCUUCCCGGACGAUUCUUCCAAUCCGGGCGAGAAUUUUCCACUUGGCUCGGAGCGGCCGACUUGGGCGGAGGCGGAGCUUGUUCCAGAGGACGACAUCAUUGCCACUUGCUGGAAUGGCUUUCCCAGCCAGAAUGGUGGCCUGCCACAGGAGGCUAGUGACAUGCCGCCAAACGCUCUUGGAUUUGCGAGCCAGCCAUCGACGUCCGCUGGCACUGCUGCCUUGACCACCUCACCGAUGCUCAAGCAGCGUUUGAGAUGGACUCCGGAGCUACACGAGCGGUUUGUGGAUGCUGUGAGCAAGCUCGGUGGCGCUGAAAAAGCGACGCCAAAGGCUAUCUUGACAGUCAUGGACGUGCAGGGGAUAAACAUUCUCCAUGUCAAAAGCCACCUCCAGAAGUAUCGCCUCGUAAAGGACAUUCCAAAUUAUGGCGAAGCAAAACCAGAGAAGAAGAGAAACACUGCUCCAAACUUUGACGCGGCACUGAGGGUGCAAAUAGAAGUACAGAAGCAACUACACGCACAGCUGGAGCUACAACGACAAUUACAGCUCCAAAUUGAAGCACAAGCGAAGAACUUGAAGAACAUGUUUGAGUUCCAGCAAAAGGUUGAGGUGAACCAGCAGUGCAAGAAGGAGCCAGAGGAGGCUGCUCCAGCAGCGCCGCAGUCGACAGUAACCGAGGCUGCAGCUAGCGUCUCGUCAGACGCCGAGUGCCUUGAACCGGCCUCCAAGAAAUCCAAGAUUUCGGAGGAGCAAAGGCAAAAUUCUAUCACCAUUGACGACGAGAGAUAGAGAUUGUAUACUAGCGGUUUCGUGUCAAUGGCAUUGCCUCUAGAAAAGGACACCAUGCCUCCGAGAAUAACUGUAAUCUAUUCAUUUAAUUUUCAGCUAUAACUUUCAGAGAUCA
Selaginella moellendorffii is the source of this 1224-nucleotide messenger RNA. Its product is annotated as protein PHOSPHATE STARVATION RESPONSE 1-like. Bases 123 to 1109 code for a protein of 328 amino acids. Gene Ontology annotation, molecular function: DNA binding; DNA-binding transcription factor activity. The record is from RefSeq and is a predicted model, not a curated record. NCBI's taxonomy places the organism in Eukaryota, Viridiplantae, Streptophyta, Lycopodiopsida, Selaginellales, Selaginellaceae. The transcript has 7 exons.